AUGCAGGAAUGGGGUGGCAUGGUCCAGCUUCAGAAUACACUGAAGAACCUAUAUGACCAGUACCACUACUCCCCCAAGGCUCUCAGGGAGCUUCACCAGAUUACUGAGGCCCUGGAUGAAAAGAUUGUAUGUGAUAGUUACUCUGUCCACCUGGCCCAUUUUGAGAACAUGGCAAGCAUGGAAAGGAGCCCCAAACCAUCACCAGCAAAACAAGUCACUGGGUAUCUCAAGAACCUGCACCAUUUAAUCUUCCUACACUUCAUGUGUGACACACUUGAUCAUCUCGCUCUUUUGAGCAAAGAGUUCCAGAAAGACAACAACACGGUGUGUCAAGCGGUUGAAAGCCUGGAGACAUGUUACUGGAACCUGACAGCACUCAAGACAGAAAUGGGUCCACAGAUGGCCAAAGUCUACGAGGCAGUGAAGACCAAUGGAGAAUACAGAGGAGUGCAGUUCCAGGUUCGACAUGCAGUUCCGAGCUUGGAAGCAGAACGAGCUGCAGUGAUUGAUGCCAUCAUCUUUCACUUAGAGGAGAAGUUGAGGGACCUUCAAAGGGUCAGUCCAGUCAGUAAAUUUAAGGCCUUUGAUCCCUCUUGCUGGCCCAAAUGGGAUAGGUCAGACGGCAGCAGUGUCGGACUGGCCAUUGGGAGAAUCGGGAGAUUUCCCGAACUGACGGUCAAACUGACGGUCAAAUCCAUGGCACUAUGCAAAAAAAAGAUAUAG
Messenger RNA from Osmerus eperlanus (European smelt), 723 nucleotides. RefSeq lists its product as uncharacterized. The record is from RefSeq and is a predicted model, not a curated record. Bases 1 to 723 code for a protein of 240 amino acids. The transcript is spliced from 3 exons. Lineage: Eukaryota; Metazoa; Chordata; Actinopteri; Osmeriformes; Osmeridae.